Molecule: messenger RNA, 2280 nt
Organism: Penicillium cataractarum
Lineage: Eukaryota; Fungi; Ascomycota; Eurotiomycetes; Eurotiales; Aspergillaceae
Product: ankyrin repeat domain-containing protein
Exons: 4
Coding region: 1-2280 (759 amino acids)
Molecular function (GO): ADP binding; protein binding
Source: RefSeq, a predicted model, not a curated record
AUGGAUCCCAUCUCUAUCACCGGGCUGAUCAUAGAAGUCAGCAACGUGCUGUCCUGUGUGAUCAAUUAUGCCAAGGCCGUCCAGGGCGCCAAGUCCGACAUGCGCAAGUUAAGCGAGGAACUAUUUGCUCUGAAAGGUAUUCUAGAGCAUAUUUCAACGGGCAUAGGCGACAAUACACCGACACCUGAGAAAGAUAUCGAGUCGGAGCAGUCCUCGGGCGUGUUCGAUCGAGACGUAAUGUCACGAGUCCUAUUCACGGCGAACGAAUUCCUCCAAAGCCUACUUCAAGAACUCGAAGAGCCUGCAACUAAAUUCAAAAAGUUGAAGCAGAAACUAGAAUGGCCCUUCACGCAGGAUCAAGUCAAUGCGCAUCUUAUUCGACUCGAGAGGGUCAAAUCGUGGUUGAUCUUGGUUAUCACAGCAGAUACUGCGGCGGCGGAGAAAGAUCUCCAUCAAGAGAUAAUUAGCUUGUCAAGAAAUUUGAAAGAGGAUUUGCGCAUUCGAGAGCAAGAAAGGGUUCAAAGGGACAAUGAGGCGCUUUUCAAGUGGAUUGCACCGGUUAGUCCGGCCGAUUCGCAUCUUCGAGCAUCCAAUGGACGUCGUAUGGGAACGGGGCGAUGGUUUACCAAGUCGCAUUUGAAAGGAUGGCUUCGAGAUCCGUUGGAUGGGAAAAGAAUUCUCUUUCUUGUCGGUAAAUCUGGAACAGGAAAGACGACACUUUUUGCUCAAAUCGUGGAAGAGUUAACUUCAAUGGCUUCAGGCGAUCCAAGUCUAUGCUUUGCCUAUUUCUAUUGCACAAUCAGCAAUACUGCAUCUCAAGCUCCUGGCAACGUCUUGGGCUCCUUGGUGGCACAACUUGCCAGAUCGAACCCCGCUAUACUGGAAAAUAUCCGAUCGCUAUAUGAUAAAAUCCCCAAGUCGCAAACCCACAGACUUCCGGUUGAUAUCUCGGCUCUUGAAGAUGCAAUCAUCAAACACUCUACUGGAAACUCCCGAAUUGUCAUUCUCGUUGAUGCUCUCAAUGAAAGCUCCGAGACGGAUCAUAUCGAAUGUUCUUUGUUGAAACUGGCGAGGUUGUCUUCGAACAUUCGCAUCCUUGUUACCACGACAUCGACGAGAGCUUCUUCUAAAGAAGCUAACUUUUUGAACAUCAAGGCUGGAACCAUGAAAGAGGAUAUCAAGACAUUCAUUCAGUACCGCUUAGAGCAUGAUACUGCCCUUCGGAAUUUGACACCAAAAUUGCAGGCUGAAAUUUCGGAGACCUUGCUCAAGGAUGCAGAUGGAUCAUUCAGAUGGGUUCAACUCUCAUUGGACAACCUUUGCGCUCAAAGAACUGCUAAAGCAAUGCGAGCCUCCCUGUCCAAUCUCCCCGGAACGCUUAGGGAGAUGUACGCAAAUACAUUGGAACGUGUUAGCCCAGAAGAUAUACAAUUCGUCCAUGAAGCUCUCUUCUGGCUCAGCUUUGCGAAGCAGCCCUUGACACUGCGAAGCUUGAACGAGGUCGUGGUUCUCGAUGAGACCGACACAAUCCUAGACGAGGACAUGAUGCUCGUUCCGCGGGACAUUCUGCUCCAACUUUGCCAAGGGCUUAUCUCCGUGGAUCAGGCCGGACACGUCAAUCUCGCGCAUUCAUCAGUCAAAGAAUUUCUGACCUCUGAAUGGAUCCGUACUUCUCGAGUGAGCCACUUUGCCUUGGACGCUUCGACCGCAGAUACCACAAUCAUGCGAAAGUGUCUGACAUAUCUGUGUCUCGACAAUUUCAAACCCGGAUAUAGUGAGUUCAAAAAGCGAACUAGAAUACGCUGGUUCCUAUACUACGCAGCCUACUUCUGGCCCACCCACGGCACUCACUGCAAAUUCGGAGAACGCGAGCGAAAAUUGGUCAACAGAUUCUUUGCUACAAAAAGCCUUACCCGUCGGGGUAAUUACGGUGUCUGGAUAGAAGCUUUGAUCCCGGGCGUGGAUCAUUCUAUCAUUGAAAAUACAGAACCACUUUACUAUGCCGCCUCGUUUGGCAUGGCCUCCGUCGUCAAGGCUAUUCUAGCAUCUGAUCCCGGUAUAGACCUCAAUGCUCCCGGUGGUCGUGUUGGAGCUACGCCUUUGUUUGCUGCUUGUUGGCGGCAUAAUUAUGAGGUCGCGGAGAUUCUUCUCAGGGCCGGUGCUGAUCCGAAGAUUGCUGAUCCUGGCACUGGUGUGAACGUGAUUGGACUGGCCAGGAUGGGUAAUUUCCUCUCCGUUCGAGAUCUUCUACUUCGCUGCAAUGUGGAUUUGAAGUCUUGA